AUGUCGUCAUCUCGUUCUGCAUCGUCUAGUUCGUCAUCAUCUAAGUCUGAAAAAGAAAACCAAGAGGAAACAAUCGCAUCCGAUUUAGUUGUGACCAAAUAUAAAAUGGCAUCAGAAAUAACAAAUCGUGUAUUGAAAGAAGUUUUGGAUCGUUGUGUUGUUGGUGCAUCAGUCAAAGACACAUGUAUCUUUGGUGAUAAACGUUUAGAUGAAGAAACUGGAAAAGUAUUCAAAAAAGAUAAAGAUGUCAAAAAAGGAAUUGCAUUUCCAACUUGUUUAAGCGUUAAUAACUAUAUAUGUCAUUUCAGUCCAUUGAUUAGUGAUCCGGAUAUCAUAUUGAAAGAUGAAGAUUUAGUUAAAGUUGAUUUGGGUUGUCAUAUUGAUGGAUUUGUAGCUGUUGUUGCACAUACAAUAGUAGUCGGUGCUUCAAAAGAGAAGAAAGUUAAAGGAAAAAAAGCUGAUUGUAUUUUGGCUUGCUAUUAUGCAGCAGAAGCAGCCUUACGUUUAAUAAAACCAAAUGAAUCCAAUUAUGCUGUCACAGAAAUGAUUGAUAAAAUUGCCAAUGCUUAUCACUGUCGACCUGUUGAAGGUAUGAUAUCUUACCAGAUGACACGGGGGAUUAUUGAUGGUGAAAAACGUAUAUAUCAAAAUCCUACGGAAUCCCAACGUCGUGAUACAUAUGAAAAACAUGAAUUUGCUCUGCAUGAAGUAUAUGCUGUUGAUGUAUUGAUAUCAUCAGGUGAUGGUAAACCACGUGAAUCUGAUUUACGUACUACUGUUUAUAAGAAAAAAGAUUUAAUUUAUCAAUUACGGAUGAAAUCAUCACGAGUAUUUUUAUCGGAAGUUGAAAAACGUUUUUCAUUAAUGCCAUUUACAUUAAGACAUUUUGAAGAUGAAAAACGAGCACGUAUGGGAGUUAUUGAAUGUGCAAAACAUGAGUUAGUAGAACCAUAUCCUGUUUAUCAUGAAAAAGAUGGUGAAUUCGUAGCAGAAUUCAAAUUUACAUUAUUAUUAAUGCCAAAUGGACAAUUAAAAAUAACCGGAUUUCCAUUAGAUCCUGAUCACUAUGAAUCAGAAUAUAAAAUUCAAGAUCAAGAUAUCAAACAAUUGUUGACAAGCACAGUGAAACGUCAACAAAAAAAGAAGAAAAAAAAUAAAAAACAAGGUGGAGCUGCUUCAACAACCGAAGCUAGCGCUUCCGCAGGAGGGCAUUCCGAUGGAAAUGACGAAGAAGAUGGUGUCGCUGUGGAACCAAAAGACACUAAAUCAACUAAAAAAGUGUCAACAGCCACGACAAUAGCAAAAUGA
Didymodactylos carnosus is the source of this 1308-nucleotide messenger RNA. The record is from the annotation of a GenBank genome assembly. NCBI's taxonomy places the organism in Eukaryota, Metazoa, Rotifera, Eurotatoria, Philodinida, Philodinidae.